Messenger RNA from Yamadazyma jaroonii, 1302 nucleotides. The record is from the annotation of a GenBank genome assembly. NCBI's taxonomy places the organism in Eukaryota, Fungi, Ascomycota, Pichiomycetes, Serinales, Debaryomycetaceae.
AUGGAUUUGUCUCUUUUAUCAGCUAUCAGUAGAUAUUCGGGAUAUUUAUCCUUUACCAUAUGGUUGUUUGCACAACUACCGCAGAUCAUUGAAAAUCAUUUAAAUCAGUCAGUUGAUGGAGUGAACUUGAUGUUUUUAGGAUGUUGGAUUAUGGGUGAUUUGACUAAUCUUAUAGGAUGCAUAUUAACGAGAGCCAUGACUUUCCAAUUACUUAUAGCUUCAUAUUAUUGUUUCAUUGAUAUAAUACUUUCCUUCCAAUUCUAUUAUUACACACAGAUUUAUCCAUAUCAUAAAACACCUCAUAAUUUACUCCAAAGUCCCAACAUGGUCAGGCAUCAAGGCAAUUUAAGUCAUGUUUCACCAAAUUUACUCAAAUCUCAUAAACCUUCAGGUAUUAUAAGUAAACUCAUAACUACUUCAGUCAUGACAAGGAAAAAGGCAAGAGCUAUGGUGGUUGAUUUGACAAAUAUGAAGUCAUCGGAUUAUACGAGAAAUCCCCCCUCAAUUGGUUUAGGUAUAUUAGGAGCUAGUCUCAUCCCGAUUUCCAAUGAACUUAUAGGUCAAAUACUGGCUUGGGCUUGUACUACCUUCUAUGUAUCAUCAAGAAUCCCUCAAAUCAUCACCAAUUAUAAGAAGAAAUCCACUUCAGGGAUUUCUCCGUACCUUUUCAUGUUUGCCAUGUUGGGUAACAUUUUCUAUCUGAUCUCCUUAGUAGUGGAUCUUUGCAUGAAUUACAUUGAAGGAGGAGACAUCGAAAGUUUAUUUUUCAAUCGAUUACCUUUCUUAUUGGGUAGUGGAGGAACUGUUUUAUUUGAUACCAUUAUCUUAUUCCAAUGCUGGUAUUAUCAACCUCAAAAACUUUUAAUUGAACCUUCAACUACUUAUGGAAGUUUCCAACAACCUGAUUGGUACACCAGUAACUUCAUUUAUGAAGAAGAUAACAAUGAAAACGAGGAAUUUUAUAAUCAUAGUAAUAUCCUCAAUGAUUCAAUUUAUAAUUCCCCACCCCAUCAUUAUAUUUCCCGUUCCCAUACCCUGAAUCAAAAUCAACAUACUCCAUAUCAAAAUUCCCAUAAUCAGUUGACUAAUUCCUUAAAGAGGUCAUCCAUUAGGUCAAUACCAUCUUCAAAUUCCUAUCAAUCCCCCAAUUUACAUACAUCUUUAAUUCCUUCAAUUAUUAAUAGUUACACUUCAGUUAAUAAGAAAAUGGCCGAUGAGAGAACACCUUUCCUGCCUUCAGAUUUCUUGAGUGAUGACUUCCAUACCCCUAUAGAGAAUUCCUCCUUCUCCUUAAAUAACUAA